Hemibagrus wyckioides is the source of this 2566-nucleotide messenger RNA. It is a transcript of the gene myadma, whose product is annotated as myeloid associated differentiation marker a. The record is from RefSeq and is a predicted model, not a curated record. Gene Ontology annotation, cellular component: membrane. Bases 312 to 1196 code for a protein of 294 amino acids. The transcript is spliced from 2 exons. NCBI's taxonomy places the organism in Eukaryota, Metazoa, Chordata, Actinopteri, Siluriformes, Bagridae.
GUGUGUGUGUGUGUGUGUGUGUGUGGUUAAGUAAAACCUAAUUUGGUCUUUUCUGGGCGUGGACCUCUCGCAGUCCUGGAAAGGAAGAGAAGCGGAGCUGAGAGUAGGGAGGAUAUCUCACAUACCACACCGAUCUCCUGCUAAACAAAAGUCCAGGGAACGAAGAAGAAAAAAACAGGCACAAAAGGUUUCCCUAAACUAGGAAGUCCAGACUACUCCCUGCACCUGAGGAAGGGCAUUGGACCAACGGCUUUGAUUAAAUUUCAUUAGCUGUCUUUGACAAACUUGAAAGAAAUCAUCUGCUUGUAAUCAUGCCUUUGGUUGUGCUGCAGACCUCGCGCGUGAUGUGGGCCCGCCUGGCUGCGCUGGUGUUCACAUGCGUGACGUUCAGCGUGGCUGCUCACGGCACGCAUUUGAGUGGCGGCAUGUAUGACUGGUGCAUGUUCUGCUGGGUGUUCAGCUUCAUCGGCACGCUGUUGGUGCUGAUUGUGGAGCUCCUGAACCUCCAGUCGCGUACGCCUGUCUCGUGGACCAACUUUCCCAUCACGCUGGCGUGCUAUGCAGGUCUGCUGUGCCUCUCGGCUUCCAUCAUCUUCCCACUGUACUUCAUUAAGGGCAGUACCUAUAGCUCUGAGGCACGUGACUACAGAAUCGUCAGUACAGUUUUCUCCUGCCUGGCCACGGUGGCAUACCUAGUGGAAGUGAGCCUGACGCGGGCACGGCCUGGUGAAGUUGCCGCCUACAUGGCAACGGUGCCUGGCCUCCUGAAGGUCUGUGAGACAUUUGUAGCCAGCGUUAUUUUUGUGUUUAUCAGUAAUCCUGUGUCGUACGAUCAACAUCCAGCGUUGAAGUGGUGCAUGGCUGUGUACUGUAUCUGCUUCAUCAUAUCCGCUGCCAUCGUGGUGAUGUGCGUUGGAGAAUGUACCGGCUUCCUUCCGUUCCCGUUUGCCCGUUUCCUCUCCGCUUACGCCCUAUUGGCUGUCGUGAUGUACCUCAGUGCUACCAUCAUCUGGCCCGUGUUUAAGUUCGACAGUAAAUAUAACAGUCAGUCUCGGAGGCCUAGUUCCUGCAGUCAGUCUCAGAGUCCCUGCGAUUGGGAUAAACUGGUGAUCAUAGCCGUUCUGACAGGCCUUAACUUUCUGAUCUACCUGGCAGAUCUGGUGUACUCUGCACGACUCGUGUUUGUCCGUGCUUGAAAAGUCAAAAUGACAAGAAAAUCAGUGAAUGUUUUAUCUUCACCAGGGAUGCUUCAAUAGUCAAUUUUCAUAUCACGAAAUGUCCUCUAUAAACCCCAAAUAAAAUAUAGGAUUAGAGUAAAAAUUUGCCCAAAAUAGUUGUGCGCCACAAAGGAAUUAAAAACAAGAUGUUAGCCGGCUAUUAAAAAUAUGAUAUGAUUCUCUUUAGUACAUUUCUCCAGUCAUGUCAUUAAGUAACUGCUUCAAGCUUGACUUCUUAUAAUUCCUUAUGAAGGGAAAACUUUCCAUUGUAUCGAACCUAAUCACCUAAUGCUAGCAAUCUACUAAGAUCAGCUAGUUAGCUUACCUUGUUACAAGCAAGCCAUUAGGGCUAUUAUGAGCUAGCUACCUCUACCUUUUUAAACAUUACUUGCCAAUAUUAUUAAAACAAAACAAGAAUCUUUGUCAGAUAUUAACUAGCUAAGAUUUACAGUUUACACAAGAUUUGACACACUUCCCUUUCGGAAAGUUGUUAUUUUUUUCCAUGAUGAUGUUUUUAGAGUUGAAAUAUCGUGAUAUAUUGGAUAAUUGAUUAUCGGUUAAUGCCUAACGUCUAUCACUGUUGCCUUUAUGUAAAACAUCCACUUGUUGAGCUGUGCCUGAAUGUAUUUGUGCUGUUUUGAUGCAAAGUAUAUAUCUAUCUCUAUCAUAUAAUAUCUGCCUCACGAUGUUUGCGUUUUUCACCGUUGCCUUUAUGCGAGACAUUCAGACACUUCUCAACUGAGAGACCUGCAAACCCUGUGCCUGAUAUAUUCUGAAUUGGAUUUUAUGUUAGUUGCUUAUAUUAUGAGUGAAUUGGAAAUGUUUUUUUAUUCUACUGCAUAACCCAGGUUUUCACCAUGUAGGAUUAGAAAUAUUUUAUGGUUUUCUUUAUGCAACAGACAUAAUGUUUAUGUAAUCUUUAUGUAAUGGACUCUAGCAAAGUCAGUCACUCUACAUUUGUAAUCAAGGUAAAUGUGUGCCUUUUUUGUAACAGCUUUUUUAAAAACAUUACUUGCCAAUAUGAUUAAAACGAAACAAGAUUUUUUCUCGGAUAUUAACUAGCUAAGAUGUAGCUGGCUGGAGAAUUUUACUAAAAGGCAAAAACUUCAGUUGGUUCACAUAGAAUAAUUAGUUUCAUAAUAUUUCUGAAAGUCAUUUUGGGAUAUUUAUCGUGGCUUGUGUAUGUAGACAUAUAUAUAUCCAGACUUGAGCUUAAAGUGUCAUAUAUUUCAGUGUUAAGUGAAUACAAAUGUCACAUGUUUGAGCUUGUUGCACUCUGCUACAUUUAUGGAUGCAAAGUUCAGUGUUAAAAUAUAUACCAGUCAUAAAGUUUUGCAUUUUAUGUGCCA